UAUUUCGUGAUAGCCCUGACGUAAUCAUUCGUAUAAACAGGUGCGAUGUAAACAAAUCAAUUUAUUUGAAAAUGCGUGUGUUUUAUUGCUAUAUCUCUUCAAUGAUAAACCCAAAUCUGGAAAACCAACAUCGCUUUUAUACACUAUUAUAAGGUUGUUCAAUUUAACCAGGAGCCAUUAUGCAGAAUUGUUAUGGGUCUGGGAGAGUUCCCAGAGAAGUUCAGGGCGACCAGGAAGAACGGUUGACAACCAAGCACAUUCAAACUCUGUCCUUCCUACAAGACAUUGCUAAUGAGAAUAAAGAAUUAAAAGUCAAAAUUGAUGACCUUGAGGCCAAGCUAGCUGGUUGCGCUGAGCUACACAGUUUAGCAGAGAAUAGUCAAGAGAGGAUAAAACAAAUUCAGGAGCAGUACAUGAACAGAUCUGAUGAGAUCAAUGCAAUGCUCACCGAAAAACAUAAAGCAGAGUAUAUGACUGUUGUUGAGGACAAAUUGGAGCUAGAAAGACAGCUAGAGCUGCAGACAGGAGAGUUGAGAAUUAAGUUGGAGACAAUGGUGCAAACUAAUAAGAUACUUCAAGAUCAGCUAGACCUAUAUAAGAAUGAUGAGGCCAAAAUGAAGGUGCUGAUCCUUAAAGUGGAGACACAAAAUGCAGAACUGGUGCAACUGAGAGAGGAAAAUGCACAACUGAAACUUGAAAAUGCUAACCAGGUGAAGGAAAUUGAGAAACUUCAAGGCCAGAUGCGAAAAUCAGGAUCUCUUGGGAACCAGCUAGCAGAAGCCCAGCAAAAGGGGAAAGAACUACAAAUCAAGCUAGAAACAGUACUUAAGGAGCUCAAAGAAUCACAAAAUUCACCUCAACAGGAUAAGGACCUUGUUGAUAAACUAAAAAACAAGCUUGGUAAACUUAACAAAGAACGAUCUGUAUUUGAAUCUAGAGAAAAAGAACACUUGGAACUGAUAGCACAGUUGAAAUUAGAACUUGAUACAGUGAAUGGUCGUAUGGAAAUCAUGAACAUGGAGAAAGAGGAAUUGAUUGAGGAAGUGAAGGCUUUAUCAAACGAGAUUGAAUUUCUGAAGAGACGAUCUAGUGUCGAUCAGGACAAGCAAGCAUUUAAGGAAUUUGUAAAAGUCAAAAGGGAGUUGAACUCUCUUAGGGCUGAAAAUUUUGAAUUGAAAGGAAAAUUGAAAAGUAGAGCUUCAUCAUUCCCAAGUUUAAAAUCAACCAGUGACACUAGAACUUUUAAAGGCUCUGUGAAAUAGAUAAUGGUGUAGCAUGUCACAUCAUUCUACAGUACUGUGAUUUUAUUCUCCAUCCAAAUUAUCAUCAGUAGCAGUUGGAAACAAACGAUUUGUGAUAUAGCCUGUUGUGGAUCAAAUUGGCUGAUUUGUAGAUCCAAGUUUUUUAUUUGGAGAGAUUCUAUUUUUCUAAAUGAAAUAUUAUAUUUUAUACAUUUAUUGCCAAAUGCACAUAAUAUGCACUUGGUGUGUCAUUUAUAGAAAGUAUUAAUAUGAUCAGGUUUUCUAGUCAUGGUUAAAAUACAUGUACAUGACAUACAAUUAUAUUAUGCACCAUUCAAAUGUUUGCCUGAGACCCACACACAGGGAGGGUCAUGAAUUUGACACACACAUCGACAGGUUGGGAUUUUGAAAUGCUUCAUCCCAGGUGAAGAGAAUUUUGAAAUCCAUCUUAAUGGUAAUCAGAAUUUUAACUAUA
This is a messenger RNA of Owenia fusiformis, 1716 nucleotides long. The record is from the annotation of a GenBank genome assembly. NCBI's taxonomy places the organism in Eukaryota, Metazoa, Annelida, Polychaeta, Sabellida, Oweniidae.